AUGCAGAAGCUUUCAAUGGGCGGCCGGCCAAACAUGAAAGAAUUCGGCCGGGCCCUGGCCAAGAUGCACUUGGCGGAGCCAGCCGAUGCAACUGCAAAGGAGGGAAACUUUGGAUUCGAGGUUGACAACACCAUCGGCGGCACGCCGCAGUCGAAUACAUGGACGAGCGACUGGGUGGAAUUCGUGCGAGAGCACCGCUUGGGAGCCCAGGUUCGGAUGGCAGGAAGCACCGAGCUUCAGCGUACGUGGGAGCAGGUCUUGAAGGAAACCAACAACCUCAAGGACUUGUUCACAGAUGUGGAGGUCAAACCGUCUAUUCUCCACGGGGAUCUUUGGAGUGGUAAUUACGAGAAGACACCUGAUGGGGUGGCCAUUUUUGACCCAGCGACUUACUACGGACACCAUGAAGCAGAAUUCGGCAUGUCCUGGUGCGCCGGCUUCAGCA
Messenger RNA from Symbiodinium pilosum, 445 nucleotides. The record is from the annotation of a GenBank genome assembly. NCBI's taxonomy places the organism in Eukaryota, Dinophyceae, Suessiales, Symbiodiniaceae.